Molecule: messenger RNA, 4120 nt
Organism: Bursaphelenchus xylophilus (pine wood nematode)
Lineage: Eukaryota; Metazoa; Nematoda; Chromadorea; Rhabditida; Aphelenchoididae
Source: the annotation of a GenBank genome assembly
AUGUGUGUCCUUCCCCCACCGCACGCAUCCGCCACCGCCGCAAAAAAACGAGAAGGGGAGAAGGAAAGCGAUCGGUGUGUGGAAAGCCGGGUCGCCGCGGGCGCAAGGAGAGCAUUCCAGGUGCAGUGAGGGAGAGAGGAAGAGAAAGCGAGAGAGCACAGAGAAAGGAGAGGAAAAAAGAAAAGACAAGAGAGAAAAGAAGCGCAAAAAGUCGCUGUGACGAGGAGUCCUACUCUCGCAAAGCGGAUCUGUUCCCUUUUUGAGAAAGACUGUGAGUACGGAGAGACCCUCAGACGGUUAAAGAAACGGCCUUUACCGAUAAAAGCGUCAUCUUGGAGGCCUUUCAAAAGUCGGAUGCGAAGAGAAAAGCAUAUGAGUCAGCAAGAGAGAGAGAGAAGAGAGAUUACAAGCAAUGACACACACAUAUGUGGAAAGCGUUUUCGAGAACUUUUUCUUCAAAGUUCUUAUCAUCAAACACUGUGAAAUACCGAUAAAAAUUAUCGCUGAAAAAAUGAAUGUUAUCGUUCUUUAUUCUCAAUGCAAAUACCGACAUCUAUUGUUUGGGUUUCGAAAUCGUAAGAGACGGCAGACAAAUAGAGAUGCCAAACGAACCCGAACAACAUGCACUUGAAAAUUUCUCUCGCCUUUUUUUCUUUUUGCACAACCAACAAAGGAGCCUCCGAACCGGACGGAAAAGAACGCACAAUCCGAGGAGAGGUCACAGAAAGCGUUGAACUCGUGACGACCAUUAAUCGCAAUUGAUUUUUAUCAACAAUCUUCUUUCUGUGUGAUGAAUUCAAACUUUGAUUUUCCGAUGUUUACCAAAAAUCAAUAUAGAAGAAUCGAUGAGUAUUCAAUAUAGGGAAGUUAGCUCAAGUGUAGGCCUUUGAUUUCAACGAAAGAUGGGAGAAAUUUAUGGACGAGUUUUGAGAGAUUUGCGAAGUUUUAGGCAGAAGACUGAAAAAUCGCAAAAGUAUUUUAUUUUCUUCGAUUUUCAAUUUGAAAAUUUCAUCCUCGAAUACUUGAGAAAUGCAUAUAAAUUCUACAAAAAAUCGAUUUUUUCCGAGGGCAAUUCGAAAAGUUAUAUAAUGUUUUUCGUCUCCCGACUCCGCAUUUUCUGCGUUCUCUCGAAAAAAGAUUUUUUAAUAUUUCGGCUGCGGUUGGAAAUUGUGAGCUAAAAUUUUUAGGGGUUCAUAUUUGGCCUAUUUAGCGUCCGUUUAGAAAAUUUGAAAAAAAUCGAAAAGUUAGACUUGAACUAUAGUUUCAUGCACUGGGUUUCAAAGUGCGUUAACUUCAAUAUAAAAUUUUCGAUUAAAAUUUUUUUUCAAAUUCUGUUGAUAAAAUUCCAACAAAUUAUACUCUCUUGAUACAAUUCCAAUUUCAAUUCUUAUUCGAUUCAACAACUUGCAAUGUGAUUUCUCUUGUUUCCAUUCAUUUUGUGUUACUUUUGUUGUCAAAUUUAAUCAAUCCAUUCUUCACAGUGUAAUAUUCACUCGAAAAAAUUUAUUUUUACAAAGAGCGGAAGUUUUAUAAUUUCAAAAGUGCUCUUCCGAAUUAUGAUAAUCAAUGCAAAAAUCGUCAAAAAAGAAACCAUAUAUGGGAAAUGCUCAAAAAACGAUUACAUUUUAAUUUCAAUUGCGUUCGAUUUCGCGAAGCAAUUUUUUCUCAAAUCUUGAGCGAUUUUAAAUUUCAAAUGUUGGUUUUAAAUCUAGCAAACAAGAUUUUUCAAAAAUUUUUCUCUUACACUUCCCUCUAAAGCCCUUGAAAAUUUUCCCACCACGGAAAAAGGGCAGAGAAUUGUGUGGGAUUCGACCAGAAAGGAAGAGACGGAAGUUCUCUCUUUCCGCUCUCUCUCCUCUCUCUCCCCUUUCUACGAGGCGCACAUCGAAAAUCAAUCAGGACGAGGAGAAGAGCCACCGGUUCGAUAUGCUUUUAGCCCAAGAGUGGAAGCUAAUUUUGCUCUUCUACUCUUCGAAUAGCCUCAGUAAAGCUUUGCAGAACGAAUUAUUUUUGACAAAAGGAUCCAAAAAAUGCCAAGUCUUCAACUGGAAAUUUGUUCAAAAUUCAGUGCGCAGAUAUUGAUAAAACUAGGAAAAAAAUUAUAGUACAGUUUUCAAAUUCUCAUGAGAGAUUUUGAGCUAGCAAUUUGAAGACGAUUUUCAGACCAAAACUUGGCAAAAAUUGGUCAUCUCCCACUAUCAAGAGCUCUCUUAUAACAAAAAAGGACGACAAAUUUGAUAACCAAGCAUGGUCUAAAUGCUUCCCUCUUCGUUUCAAAAUCCCUAUCUUCAUUGUAAUCGAAUAAAAAUUCGGCAAGUUAUAGGCUAAGACCUGAAAUUUCAUUAAUUUGCAGCACAAGUGAAAAUGAAACGCCAUAAUUCAAAAAAGGACCUAAAAAUUAAUUCAUGGUUGCCAAUGGAAACCACAAAGACGCUUAGCAGUUGCUAAGCAAGUUUCAGCGUUUUGUAGAGCGCAGUCUUCGCAACGGUGAGGAUUAAACAUUACUUUUGAAAAUAAAUUUAUAAAUAACUUCAAUGCUUCUGAACAAAUAUUGAAGGGCUUGUAAAAGGCUUUUCAAGCGACUAAAAAAUUUUGAAUAAUGAUUUCAAAACCUGAUUUACUUCAAAAAUAUAAUUUACAUCGUUGGCUUUGCUCAAUUUCCCAAAAGCUUGUCUACUACAAGACACGAAGCUCAUUUUUUCUGAAUUUUUUGUGGGAUUUGCAAAGAAACCUUUCAAAUUUUUAUGACUACCCCUUCUCCCCUAAAAAGGGGUAAAUUUUUAGCGCCAAGACACCGUGGCAACGGAAGAACAAGGAAGAAUUUUUCGCGUCGGGACCCAAACGGCGUGUUUUUCUGCAAAUUUCUCCGGCUCCCGGGUCUUUUCUCUGCGUUUGCACAACACUUCUUCGCGAACUCGUCGAGCAUCAUGCGGCAGAACAUCGACUCUACACAGAGUUUGUCGUUUUCUGCUUAUUUCUCCCAAAUUUUCAUUUCUUUGCCGAUUUAUAUUAUUUAUUCGGUCCAUUUUAGGGCGAUAUGAGUGCGGGAAAGGUUUACGUUGGCGGGUUGCCCGAGGAUGCUACGAAUGAAGAGUUAGAAGAUGCCUUCCACAAGUAUGGAAGGAUUCGCAAGAUUUGGGUAGCCAGAAGACCUCCGGGAUUCGCGUUUGUUGAGUUCGAUGAUCCGAGAGAUGCUGAAGAUGCGGUCAGAGCAUUGGAUGGAGCGUAAGUCAAUUUUUUCAAUUCUCUUUUGUGGUUUAGACCCUGACCUCGCAAUUUCUAAUUUGCAGAGGGCAAUUGGCUGAGUUCAGCUGGAAUUUUUUUGUUAUAGUGAUGUGGAUACCUAUUUUUGCUUGAGACCUGUGUGAGGCCUCUGAGAUUCUUUCUUUUUUUUGAGGAUGUUCUGUUGAGCUCUCCUAUAGAGUGUUAUUAAAUCUUCAUGAAGGUAUUCAAGUCUAAAAUGUUAUUUUGCAGAAGGCUUUGUGGUGUUCGAGCUCGAGUUGAACUUUCCAAUGGUCGUUCCCGUGGUGGUGGCGGCGGCGGUGGUGGUGGUAGAGGCGGUUUCCGUGACGACCGUCGUGAUCGACGUGAUCGGUAAGCUUUUUUUUGUUUUUUCGAUGUUUAGAUAAAAAUAAUUCAUCUAGAAGGUUUUGAAGUGCAGUAGAUGUGGUAUCGAUUAAAAUCAAGGGAGAAAAGCCGUUUCGAUGCUGGAAAACUGCAGAAGUGGUUCUGUUUUAACUACAUCUAUCUUCUAAGCGCACUUUUUGCUAGUUUAUUUCACACCUCCAUCAAGGGACGUGUGUUACCCAAAAAGGAUUUUGUUUUUUGCGCCACAAACAAUAUUAAAAUUCCGUGCCUCCUCUAAAGUAAUAUAAAACUUUUUAGUUACCGCUCUCGGUCUCCCAGAGGUCGUGACGAACGCAGGCGAUCUCCAAGACGCGACCGUUCUCCUCGUCGCUCCGAAUCACCACGUCGUUCGAGAACACGUUCAAAGUCGCCGGAAGAAAAGAGAAGAAGUCCAUCCAAAUCCAGGUAAGUAAUAUUUUCGAAAUAGGCCUUUUAUUAUCGAUCUUCCUAAAGUAAUAUGUAUUUUAGAUCACGUUCUCGUUCCCGCUCCUAA